Morchella importuna is the source of this 1194-nucleotide messenger RNA. RefSeq lists its product as uncharacterized. Gene Ontology annotation, biological process: proteasome-mediated ubiquitin-dependent protein catabolic process. Gene Ontology annotation, cellular component: GID complex; cytoplasm; nucleus. The coding region runs from base 1 to 1194 and encodes 397 amino acids. NCBI's taxonomy places the organism in Eukaryota, Fungi, Ascomycota, Pezizomycetes, Pezizales, Morchellaceae. Gene Ontology annotation, molecular function: protein binding; ubiquitin protein ligase activity. The transcript is spliced from 5 exons. The record is from RefSeq and is a predicted model, not a curated record.
AUGUCAAUGUCAACCACCAAGCUGAACGCGGAGAACCAUCUUCUCCUUGAUCAACCUCUUCUCCGCCUCCCCCACGAACUCCUCCGAAAGAACUUCAAAACAGCCCAGCGCUACUUUGAGAGGGAGCAGAAGGAGCUUAAAGACGGAAUCCACAACGUCGCAAAAGAUGCACUCGCCGGAGCAUCCCCGGAGGACUCGCUAGCUUCGCUAGACAGCAUGAUCAACCGCAUGCAGGGCUUCAAGCGGAAGCUGGAGGGCCUCCAUGACGAGGAGAAGACCCUGCACGAACACUCGAGGAAGAGAAUCGCGCAUCUGCAGGACCUGUAUAGUAUCCCGAGCUUGGUGGAUGAGAGCUAUGACAAGUGGAGUAGGACGAGACUAGACCGGCUGCUUGUGGAUUUCUUGUUGCGGAGCGGGUAUGGGAACAGCGCGAGGCAGUUAGCGGAGGAGAAGGGUAUCCAGGAUUUGGUAGAUGUCGAUGUAUUUAUACAAUGCUCGAGAAUCGAGGCGAGCCUUCGUAAUCGUAACGUUUCGGAGUGUCUGGCUUGGUGUGGAGAGAACAAGUCGUCUCUCAAGAAGAUAAAUAGCACCCUUGAAUUCGAGCUCCGGAUGCAACAAUUUAUCGAGCUGGUUCGAGACCACCGUCACAGAGAGGCUACAGCAUAUUCGAAGAAGUUCCUUGCGCCUCAGGGAGAUAAACAUCUAGAUGAUAUAAUGAAAGCGGCCGCCCUUCUUGCUUUCAUGCCCACUACAAAGUGCCAACCAUAUAAGGAUAUGUACUCAUCUAAACGCUGGGAGUUCCUCGCAACAACAUUUGUAAACACCCAUCACACUCUGUACGGUCUUCCGUCCCGCCCUCUUCUUCAUAUUGCUCUCUCGGCAGGUCUAUCUGCUCUCAAGACCCCCUCGUGCCACUCAUCUAUAGCAACCUCAAGCAAUGCCAGCACCACGACAUCUCUUUGUCCAAUUUGUUCGACAGAGCUCAACGACCUGGCAAGGAAUGUCCCGUAUGCUCACCAUGUCCGGUCUUCUGUUGACCCGGAUCCUGUGGUUUUGCCUAACAAUAGGAUACAUGGGCGUGAGAAAUUGGAAGAGUUUGCGGUAAAACUGGGAUUGCCGGCUGGGAGGAUAAGGGAUCCAACUACAGGUGACGAAUGGGAUAACACCACAUUAAGAAAAGUAUUCAUUAUGUGA